CAGCGGACAUCAUCACAUGGCGCGCGCGCGCUAGUGGGUGUUUAGCGUGUACUUGUAUAUACGUAUACACAUUGGUGGGUGCGCGCUCGCGGGAGAUACAUCUUUCACGUUGCAUGAGUAUAUAUAUAUGUAUAUGUACAUACGUUCUGUAGCUCGUUCGCUAUUGUACUCGGAGGUGGAGGAGAGGAAAAGUGAGCGCUCCGUCUGCAGCUGGUAGUGGUGGUGGUGGUGGUGGUGUUUUUUUUAUUCUUGUUGUUUUUGUAUACUUGGUGGUGCUGGUAUGGUGUUGAAAAUUGUGCUUGAACGAGGAUAAGUAGGAAAAUUAUUUAAAAAAAAAAGAGAAAAUAGUAGUAAUAAUCAUCAAUCCGGUGCAGUGGAGCUGGUCGAGAGAUAGGCGCGUGUGAUGGUGCAGCUGUGAGGAUGAGGCACUGCAGGACGAGAGGUAGUGUUGGUAGGAUGAUAAGGGCACCGGGGACAUGGGCCUAUUUCGUUGUGGUGGUGGUGGUGGUGACGCUGACCGGGGGAUCGGCCCGGGCUGAACCCGAUCCUGCUUACGACUGGAGCAGGGUGUCCAAGCUGCGGGACGAGGACAAGUGCUACGACAACACCGGCAAACCACAGAGAUGCGUGCCAGCGUUCGAGAACGCGGCGUACAACCUCAUGGUCGAGGCGACCAACACUUGCGGCCAGGACGACCGGGGCACGCCGUUUUGCCGGCAAAGCGGCAUCGACAAAAAGUCGUGCGACAUCUGCUACGAGGGUGACCACCCGAGCUCCUUCCUCACGGACCAUGACACCAACGAGAACACCACCUGGUGGCAGUCGCAGACCAUGUUCGAGGGCAUACAGUACCCGAACCAGGUCAACCUCACCUUGAAGUUGGGGAAAACGUUCGACAUAACGUACGUGCGGGUGCUGUUCGAGUCGCCGAGGCCCGAGAGCUGGGGCAUCUACAAGCGCAAGAGCGAAAAGUCAUCUUGGGAGCCGUACCAGUUCUACUCGGCCACGUGCCGCGACACCUACGGCCUGCCCGACUCUAAGGAAACCGUCCGGGGCGAGGACGCCCGGGUGCUCUGCAGCAGCGAGUACUCGGACAUUGUGCCCCUGUCCAAGGGCACCGUCGCCUUCUCGACCCUCGAGGGCAGGCCCUCCGCCUACUACUUUGACACCAACCCCGAGCUCCAGGACUGGGUGCAAGCGACGGAUCUGAGGAUCACGCUGGAUCGGCUCAACACCUUUGGGGACGAGGUCUUCGGGGACGACCAGGUCCUGCAGUCCUACUACUACGCGAUUGCCGACGUGGCCGUUGGUGCUCGCUGUGCUUGCAACGGGCACGCCGGCGAGUGCGUCAACAGCACAAGCGUCGACGGCCGUACUAGGCGAGUUUGCCGGUGCGAGCACUUUACGACAGGGCCCGACUGCAACGAGUGCCUGCCGUUCUACAACGACGCCCCUUGGGGCCGUGCCACGGUCGCCGACGCUCACGAGUGCAAACCUUGCAACUGCAACGGCUACUCGGACCGUUGCUACUUCGACAAGGAGCUGUACAAGACGACGGGGCACGGUGGCCACUGUCUCGACUGCCGUGACAAUCGGGACGGUGCCAACUGCGAGCGGUGCCGCGAAAAUUUCUACGCCCGACCGGAGGACGGCUACUGCAUCGCCUGCAACUGCAACGAGAUCGGUUCACGUAGCCUGCAGUGUAACUCGGAGGGCAAGUGCCAGUGCAAGCCGGGCGUGACGGGCGACAAGUGCGACCAAUGUGCCGCCAACUUUUUCGACUUUGGUAGCUUCGGGUGCACCUCGUGCGACUGCAGCGAGGCCGGCUCCCUCGGCAACGUGCCCAACUGCGACCCCGUGACCGGCAUCUGCACCUGCAAGGACAACGUCGAGGGCAAGCGCUGCCGAGAAUGUAGGCCGGGCUUCUUCAACCUGGCCGAGGACAACGAGUUCGGGUGCACCCCGUGCUUCUGCUACGGGCACUCGUCCCUCUGCUCGACCGCGACCGGCUACUCGCGCGUCAACGUCGAGAGCACCUUCGUGCGGGGCAACGAGCGCUGGUCGGCCAGCGUGGCCGGUAACACCGUUCCCGUCACUUACGACGCCCUCACCCAGAGCAUCACCGCCAGCGCCUCCGACCGGGACAACGUCUACUUCGUGGCCCCCGAACGCUUCUUGGGCGACCAGCGCGCCUCUUACAACCAAGAUCUCACCUUUAGCUUGAAGAUCAGCGACAACGGGCCCGCCCCCACCGCUCGCGACGUCAUCCUCGAGUCCGGCAACGGCCAACAGAUCAUCCAGCCGAUCUUUGGACAAAAGAACAAGCUACCCUCGGUCAACGUACAAGAGUACACGUUCCGGCUGCACGAGCACCCGGACUACGGCUGGCUACCGCGGCUCUCGUCCCGAGCCUUCAUCUCCCUCCUGAGUAACCUCACCGCCAUCAAGAUCCGCGGCACCUACACCCAUCAGGGUAAGGGUUACCUGGACGACGUGAGACUCGAGACCGCCCAUCGGGGCGCAGCCGGCGAGCCGGCGGACUGGGUCGAGCAUUGUACCUGUCCUACCGGCUACGUCGGCCAGUUCUGCGAGUCCUGCGCCCCGGGUUACCACCACGAUCCCCCGAACGGUGGCCCGUUUGCCCUGUGCGUCCCGUGCAACUGCAACGGCCACGCUGACAUAUGCGAGGCAGAAACGGGUCAAUGUAUCUGCCAGCACAACACAGCCGGCAGCAAUUGCGAGCACUGCGCUCGUGGCUUCUAUGGGCACCCGCUCAAGGGCACCCCGGAGGACUGCCAGGCUUGCCCCUGCCCUGACAACGGGCCGUGCAUACUGCUCGGCAAUAACCCCGAUCCCAUAUGUUCCGAGUGCCCCGUUGGCAGAACAGGUCCGCGUUGCGAGAUUUGCUCGGACGGUUACUUUGGAAAUCCGGAGAAGGGAGUCGCUUGCAGGCCCUGCGAGUGCAACAACAACAUAGACCUAAACGCGGUGCGCAACUGCAACCAAGAGACCGGCGAGUGCCUCAAGUGCGUCAACAACACAGCCGGUUACCACUGCGAAGAGUGUCUGCCAGGUUACUACGGCGACGCCUUGUCCGACCAGAAGGAGGACGGGUGCAAGCUCUGCCAGUGCUACCCACCGGGUACUCUCGAGGCGGGCGAGAACAGGCAGGCCGGAGUCGCCCCGUGCGAUCAACUGACCGGCCACUGUUACUGCAAGCCCCACGUGAUCGGGCGCAACUGCGACAAGUGCGAGGACGGCUACUACAACAUCCGAAGCGGCGAGGGUUGCGCCGCGUGCAGCUGCGACCUCGAGGGCUCGUACAACAGGACCUGCGAUCCCCACAGUGGCCAGUGCAACUGCCGGCCCGGGGUCACCGGGCAACGCUGCGACGCCUGUCUACCCUACCAGUACGGCUUCGGCAGGGACGGCUGCAAGCCCUGCGAGUGCGACUCCAUCGGCUCCCAGGACCUACAGUGCGACGCCAGUGGACAAUGCUCCUGUCUGCCAAACGUGGAGGGCCGGACGUGCGACCGUUGCAAGGAGAACAAGCACAACCGGCAGUACGGCUGCCUGGACUGCCCGGCCUGCUACAACCUGGUCCAGGACGCGGUGAACGAGCACCGGGGCCGGCUGGCCGAGCUCGAGGAUACGCUGCGCAAGAUCAAGAGCAACCCGACCGUCAUUAACGAGGAGGGCUUCAAGCAAAAGCUCCGCGAGGUCCAGGAGCGCGUCAACGAGCUCCUCGAGCUCGCCAAGUCGGCGACAGGCAGCGACAAAAAGUCCCUGGUGGAGCAGUUGGACGAGCUGCGCGACCAGCUCACCGAGAUCAACGAGACGGUCCAGAACGUCGAUCAAACGGCCAUAGACGCCGGCAAGACCACCUCCCAGGGACGCAUGAGCAUCGACGAGGCCGAGAUCGUUCUCGACAAGAUUCGUGAACAGCUCACGGAAGCCGAAGAUUUCCUGGCCACGGAUGGGCAGAGUGCUCUGGCCGAGGCGAGGAAGCGCGCCGAGCACGUGGGUCAGCAGAACCAGCAGAUGACCGCCAUCGCCCAGGAGGCCAGGGCCGUGGCCGACUUAAACAUCAAGGAGGCCAAGAGGCUUCAAGUUGUCGCCGAACAGGCGAAGAACACGUCGCUCGAGGCGUACAAUCUCGCGAAGAAGGCCAUCGCCAAGUACUCGAACAUCAGCGAUGAAAUUCGAUUCCUGGAGAGUAAGCUGAUGGCGCUGGAGGACCGUUACGGGGACGUGAAGAAGCUCACCGCCACGGCUGUGACAAAGGCAGAUGCCGUGUCCAAAGAGGCUCUGAACGUGCUGAUACUGGGCAUCUCCCUGCCCACUGUCAACGUGAUGGAGAUGCAAAACCGCGUCGACGAAGUCAACAAGGAGGCCACGAAGAUAAAGGAGCAGGCAAAAAUAUUGCUGGAGGAGAACGAGGAGCUGGUACACGACGUCGAGGACAAGGUCAGGAGGAGCGAGGAGCUGCUCGAUAAGGCCGAGGAACAGCAGAUCGUGACCGCCGAGCACCUCGCCGAGGUCGACGAGGCCAACAGCAUAGCCAAAAAUGCCGUCAAUCGUGGCAAUCAGACGCUCAAGGAGGCCCAGGACACGUUGAAGAAGCUUAGUGUGUUCGACGCGGAGGUGCAAGACGCUCGGGCCAAGGCCCAAAAGGCGCUCGAGGACAUAGCCAAGAUCCGUGCCCUGAUCCAGGACGCGGCGCGCAAAGCCCAGGGGGUCCACCAGGUGCUCGAAGCCUCGGAGCAAAACGCAAACAGGGCUCGCGAGGUGGCCCAGAGCGCCGAGUCGAACGCCAACAACGCCAGCGCCAUGGCCAACGAGAUACGCCAGGAGGCCAACAAGACCAAGGCCGAGGUCAUCAAACUGGGCAACGAGGCCGACAAGCUCCAUCUGCGCGCCAACGCGACGGACUCGAUGAUCCGACAGUACGAGAGCCGCAUACAAAAGGACGCGGAGAUCACCGGACAGGUCAAGCGGAAGGUCGGCCAGGCCAAGUCCAACGUGACGGCAGCCUCGCAGCAGGUGGCCAAGGCGCUGGAGGAGAUAGCCGAGAUCACCCGAGAACUCGACGCUCUUCCGGAUAUCGACAACGCGGACUUGGAUCGCUUGGAGGACAGACUGCGCAAGGCAGAGGCCGAGAUCCGGGCGGCCGACCUCGACCAGCGCAUCCGCGCGCUCACCGAAGCCAAGAACCUUCAGACCCAGUGGGUGAAGAAUUACGAGGACGAGGUGAGCCGGCUGCGCAACGAGGUCGAGAACAUCAGCGACAUGCGGAAAGUGUUGCCCGUCACCUGCUACAAGAGGGUCCGUCUCGAGCCCCAGUAGAGCGCACCCAAGACGCCCACAGGAGUGCCCCUAUGAUCGUCUUCUACUUCCACUUUAUCGUCUCUCGUUCAGCAACGUGCAGGUUCUUCUUUCUUUUUUUUUUUUUUUUUUUUUUUUCUUUUUUUUCUUUCGUGCUUGACGAGGAAGACGCGUUCACGAGUGUGCCAUUCGAUAUGUUCUUCCUCCAUCAUCUUUACGAUGUAUGAAAAAAACUCUGUCCCUGUCUUUUGGUAUUUCAUCGGGAUUCAUAGUGCAUGUUACUUUUCUUUUAUUAUUUUUUCGUCUGUUUUUCACAUUAUCUGUAGUUUGAGUUGUUUGAAAUGAUUAGAGUAUUCGGAAUAAAUUGAUACCGAUCAAUGUCAUCUCUAAAAUCACGUUGGGUGAAGUGGAAUAAUUCGCGAAUUGCAUGUAUUAUUCAGAGGCAAUGAAAUUAUCUUGAGAAAAAUAAACAUCCCAUAGUUGAGACAUUGGGAUGGAAAUUUUUUGAAAGGUGCCUUGAAAACAAACAACUCAUUGUAAAUGGUACUUACUAUGCGCACCUAUGUAUAGUUUUAUCGAUCGCUGCGGGUAAGUCGUGAAAUUUUCAGCGAACGUGCACGUAAAAAUUACCGUAGUUUCUGUUUGGCAUUGGAAUGGAAGGAAAAAAAAAAAAAAAAAAUUAGAAAAAUGAUCAAACGAUCGAGAGCGUGGUGCGCAAUACUUAAUCGUGUACAUUAUAAAUAAAUCUACUAUUAGAUUGUUUUAUUUAAUUAAAUAUAAAAUUUUUUUUUGUAAUCUUUCUAUGUACUUUCACAGUUCAGCUUGCGUCGCGUGCUCCUAUCACCGCGCGACCGAUUAUUGCAAUAUUUUAAGUAUCAUACCAAAGAUCUUCUUUUUUUUCUCUCUCUCUCUCUCUUUCUCUUUAUUUACGAUAAUUGAAGGAAAAAUAGUUCAGAUUACUAUUGUAUUCGAGUCAAGUAUACGCUGCAUUUUUACUGGACCAAUAAGUUUAUGUGUUAUUCACUUUUGGAAUUUGAAUACGAGAGUCCCCAUAUUUACGUAUGAAAAUUUUUUUUUUAAUACAAGUAUAAUUUUGAAUUUCAUAGAUUUUAAGGCUUCACUUACUUAGAUUUGUGUUUUUCUAUGCAUCUCAAAGCGUGACACUUUUCAUUUGUAUCUUUAUGAAUUAAUAUAUUAAAUGAGUUAUUUUAGUAAGCCUAGUACAAAGUGUAGAACAAGAAUUUAAUUGGAAAAAUAAAGAAA
Copidosoma floridanum is the source of this 6588-nucleotide messenger RNA. RefSeq names its product laminin subunit gamma-1 (gene LanB2). Gene Ontology annotation, biological process: animal organ morphogenesis; tissue development. Lineage: Eukaryota; Metazoa; Arthropoda; Insecta; Hymenoptera; Encyrtidae. The record is from RefSeq and is a predicted model, not a curated record.